Molecule: messenger RNA, 2043 nt
Organism: Suillus plorans
Lineage: Eukaryota; Fungi; Basidiomycota; Agaricomycetes; Boletales; Suillaceae
Exons: 4
Coding region: 465-1811 (448 amino acids)
Source: RefSeq, a predicted model, not a curated record
UUAGGCUUUGCUCGAAGUUCAACUUCGCACAAUUCAUUAAUACUUCUACCUUGCAAAUCCUCAGCCCGUUCUGCAUUCUGAUUCACUAUGGCAAGAACAGGUCAUUCCACCAACACGACUUCCGGAAGACACAGGGCGCGUCAACCACAGUCUCAGAAGCUCACAGACAAGGAGAUUUUGGAGUUGAAGAACUACCUUCCUGAGUGGACUGCCGCCAAAAGGAGUGAGAAGAGGGGGAUUUUCACUGCCAUAGCAAGGGCGGCCAGGUUGUUUGCUCCUAAGGUGGACCAAAAACAAUGGAAAAAGAGGAAGCAGGUGAUGCUCCUUUGUUGCGUUGAAAAACUAAAUUUUCAACAUCACAUUUUUUCAUCAAAUCUUAGGUGUACAAGACUUGGUUGUUCAACAACAAGAAAAAGAAGGAAAGGAAGGACACCAUCAAGUAUGGGAGGAAAUGGACGCCCAGGAUGGUGGUCUACCAGCAGAAACGCGAAGAGGUGCUGAAGAGGAUUGAGGACGAGUCGGGGGUAAAGCCCGGAGAUCCUGGUAUGUUCAAACAUUAUCAGGCGGUGGUGAAGAGAGUCAUGGCUGAAUUGGACGACGACGAGUUGGAGAAGGCGAAAGAAACAGCGGAAGAGUGGUCCAACAACUGUCCGCCUCCGGAGAUACAAGCACAAGUCGCCCGUAAGAAGGGUCCGGCAUAUAUGGAGCACUUUUCGAACGAGAUGUGGAGGCAAUGUGGGAUGAGAGUUUUUGUGAUGUCGGCUUGGAAGAAUGAAAAGGGAGAGGUGCUGUUCGGGAUGCAUGAUGAUAACGAGGCCUUAGGAGACAGGGACAGCUUCAUGAAGACGAAGGACUGGGAGGACAUUGAGCCAGUGUGGCAGGAGUACGCGCAGGAACAGUUCGGUGCCGGGGCAUGGGAUGGAGGACGUCAGGUCAAGGGAGGUCGAAAAAGAAUUCGAAAACCAGCUUUCGAACUCGAAAUGGACGGGGAGGGUAUGCCACUCCUUCCCGACAUCACCGACACGAAACUUGAGGAGAAGAAGGCCAUAGUGAGGGCCUUUCUUACAUCGCACUAUCGGAUAUGUUCCGGGAAGGACAAGGCGGUUGUACCAUGGAGUGCCAUUGUACAAAGUCAGGAUGACUUCGUGGCCCGGACGUAUCUUCCGGCAGAUGUUGACUUGAAGGAGCCUUCAAAGCUGCAAAAUUGGGACACGACUGCCUUGCUCCAUUUCUGGCAUGCUCAGCAGGAAACAGGAGAAGGUCCCACAUUUCUGUUCAAAGCAUGGAAGAACAAAGAUGGGGACAUGGUACCAUCUGUCAUAUCUGGCAAGUCGCCCUCUCCUCAGACUAGUAUAGUGAGAAAGCAGCAGAGGGUUACCAUCCGAGGGCCUCGGGAUUCGUCGACAGAAGCCGAGAGUGAUAAGGAGAGUGCCACUAAUCAUACGGAGGAUGAUGUGGAUGAUGACCUGGCUGACGGGAGACAUCCGCUGAUGAAACCCAGGACGGGAGGUCCUACACCAAAAGGGACGGCAGUCCCACGUGCAAUUCCAAAGCCUCGCCGGGCCAAGCCGGCCAAAAAAGGUGCAUUACUGACAUCAAGAAUGGGCGACCUCCUUGCUGGGUUAACUGAAGACGCGACCAGAGAAGUUAGAGAGGAUGUUGAAAUGGAAGAGAGUAUCACGCCGCCGGCACAGAAAAGGGGGCGGGGCAAGAAAGUCACAGUUGAACCAUCCACGAGGACAACCCGGAGUAAGUUGCAAAUGCCAGUAGACAGUACACCUAGAGUAACCAGAGCACGGGGACGCACUUAAUGUAGAUAUAUCUUCCUGCCGUCAUGUGUAAUGUCAUAUGUGCUAUUGUGUAUAUGUCAAAGUACUAACGACCUAAUCUUAAAUCCCAAAUCUCCAGUACCAAGGCCCGAGUACCGAACCCCGAGUUCUGAACCCCGAGUUCCGAACCCCGAACCCCGAUCACCGGGCACCGAGCACCUAGUACUGAGUACCGAGUACCGAGUACCGAGCACAGAACACCGGGCAGCGAGGA